UCCUGAAGAGGGUGUCUAUGUCGAAGGCUGUCUCCAAGAACGCAAUACUCUGGAUGGAGCACAUGAGAUCUUCCUCCUCCCUUCCUUCAUCACUCUUCUUAUCACAUAGUUCACCUCUCUAAUAAUAAUCUAAUUUUGUGACUCCCAACUCCCUUGUUUGCUUGGUCGUCGUCUCUCGCCUGCAAUCUUAGUAGGAUUGAUUGUGGCUUGCCUCACCUCAGACCCUGACACAAGCAUCAGGGAGAAGGAAGGAUACUUCACAGCCAUGACAAGGAGGAAUCCUCCGGUGGUCUCUCUUCUUCUCCCUCUCCUGGCAGUUGCAACCACCAGUCUUGCACAAGACUUCGAUUUCUUCUACUUCGUUCUGCAGUGGCCGGGAUCGUACUGCGACACCGCGAAGAGCUGCUGCUAUCCGACCUCGGGGAAGCCGGCGGCAGAUUUCGGCAUCCAUGGCCUCUGGCCCAACUACAACGAUGGUUCCUAUCCGUCUAACUGUGAUCCCAACAACCCUUACGAUGCUUCCAAGGUGAGGGACCUGUUGAGUACCAUGCGACAGAAGUGGCCGACCCUAGCGUGCCCAAGCAGCGACGGCACCCAGUUCUGGACCCAUGAGUGGGAGAAGCACGGCACCUGCUCCGAGUCCGUCCUCGACCAGCACGGCUACUUCCAAGCAGCUCUCAAGCUGAAGAAACAGGUGGACGUUCUUCGGAUCUUACAGGAUGCAGGGAUUCAGCCCGAUGGUGGCGAUUACAGCUUGAAGAGCGUCGUGAGCGCCAUCAGCGACGCGAUCGGUUACACCCCGUGGAUCGAGUGCAACAACGACGAGGCGGGGAACAGCCAGCUGUAUCAGGUUUACCUGUGCAUCGACGCUUCGGCGGCGAAACUCAUCGAGUGCCCGGUGCUUCCACGGAAGAGGUGUGGUUCCGAGAUCGAGUUCCCGUCCUUCUGAGAUGCCGGCGCUUUCUUCGUCUAGUCUGUUCCCUGUGAAAUAAAUUCAUCGAUGAUGUGCUGUCGGACAAACGAAUUGGUCAACUUAUAUAGUCUUUUACCAAGUUGUGUUCCGUUUGCAUUAUUAUUAUUAUUAUUAUUAUUAUUAUUAUUACUACAUGUUAUUCUAAAUAUUUAUGUUU
This is a messenger RNA of Musa acuminata AAA Group (dessert banana), 1130 nucleotides long. Its product is annotated as extracellular ribonuclease LE. Gene Ontology annotation, molecular function: ribonuclease T2 activity; RNA binding. The record is from RefSeq and is a predicted model, not a curated record. Lineage: Eukaryota; Viridiplantae; Streptophyta; Magnoliopsida; Zingiberales; Musaceae. Bases 266 to 949 code for a protein of 227 amino acids. Gene Ontology annotation, cellular component: extracellular region. The transcript is spliced from 5 exons. Gene Ontology annotation, biological process: RNA catabolic process.